CUUGGUUCACAUCCCAUCGUCUGUAAAGCUACUCAGUGUGUCACUUGAUCAAUAUUUCCACCUUUUCUUUGUGAUUCUUCAGAAGAAUCAAAUCGACCAAAAGACCACAUACUUUAGAAGAUGAACGAACGAAUGACAUCUUUCGUCACGACGGCGUCGUCACUGACAUCACAAGACUGGACGCACUUGAGUUUAGGGGAUGAUCCUUCGACAAUGGCAACUCCCGACUUCGAUAUAAUUGUUCAACGGGUCACAUCCCUCUUUGUUGUACGAAUGGUCGCUCUGGUAGCACCUCUCGGAACCUUUGCCGACGACAUCAGUGUCAGUAGCGUAUGCCGUUCUCUUUUACUAAAACCCGAGCUGUGGCCGGCCGCCGUCAGCGAAACCGUGGUAGAACAGUUGCAAAAGUUUAUGCAUUCCAUUUUGCAUGGGUACAAGGACGUGCCCUACCACAACGUCGAACACGCUUGUCAUGUAAUUCUCUCGGUCAACAAGUUGACGGAUAUGCUCGUUUCGACUGAGCAUCACGCGUCGCUUAUGAAAGUACCACCUACGUAUGGUCUGCGUCACGAUCCGCUCGCUUUGUUUGCGUUACUAUUUGCAGCGCUCGUUCACGAUGUUGAGCACCAAGGCAUCCCCAAUCGCCAAUUGGCAUCGGAGGAUGACCGGCUUGCCGUACUUUACAACGAUCAAUCCAUUGCGGAAAAUUGGAGUUUGUACGUGGCCUUUUCCGAAUUUUUGCAGGACGAAUACGCAACGCUGCGGUUGGUGUUGUUUGGAAACACAAGUGGCCCGACCAAUACGGCGGUAAAAGCGCAAGACAAUUACGCCGAAACCUACAGCCGGUUCCGUAAAAUUGUGAUCAAUCUCGUACUUAUGACGGACAUUGCUAGCCCGGAACGUACGCAAAUCGGAAAAUCGAAGUGGAAGGAGGCCUUUGGGGAGCCCUUCGAAACGGUGGAACGCAAAGUCCGGGCUCAAGUCCGGCGUAUGAGUUUGACUGGACAGAAUAUUGAAAUACGCAGAAACAACGGAGGCAGUGGCACAGGUGUAGCUGCGUCACCAAGUUUCGACCAGCGUACCAAACGACGUGGAACGGGGGACAUGUCAGAAAUCGGCAUGACGGAUCCUGUCUUGCAAGCCAAGCCCAGCGAUAUUCAAGGACAUGAUGACGACGAUGACAGUCUUUCAGUUACACCGGAAAACUCAUUCCACGACGAGGAUGAUCCGCAAACGUUCACGAGUGCAACGCAACAACUGUACCCACAGAUGCAUCGAUCUAGUAGCUUGCCCGCUCGCCAGAAAUUUGAACGUCGUCUGACUGCUGCGAGCAGCAGAACUUCUCCCUCCACCGCACGGUAUCGUCAACAGCGACUAGGUAUCUUGCGGACGGUAGACUUAUCGGGAGAAACGUUAGAGACGUAUUCAACUCACGCCCGUCGAAACUCCACCACAAAUUCUACUGCUACCCAUUCCGAAGACGGCACGACUACCUCGAUCGACGUGGAUGCGGAUGAACCGAAUGACCUCAAAGCCUCUGUUGUACUCGAAGUAAUCAUGACAGCAGCUGACGUUGCGCAUAACUUGCAGGGUUGGGAACAAAUGGUGAAAUGGAGCAAUCGAUUGUAUCUGGAAUUGCGUAAGGCCUUUGUCAACCAGCGCGGUAGCGAUCCACAGCACCGUUGGUUCGAAAACCAAAUUGGGUUUCUGGAAUGCUACCUGCUACCGUUGGCGCGGAAAUUAGAAGAUACUGGAAUGUUUUCCGAAGGUCCUCAGUUUUCCCAAAUUGUCGAAACCAAUCGGGAUAGGUGGUUGACUGAAGGUUACGACGUGGCUCAGAAAACCAUUCAGGAAGGGGAGACGAAGUAUCCAGCCAUUGCCGACGUCAAUUAA
Phaeodactylum tricornutum CCAP 1055/1 is the source of this 1893-nucleotide messenger RNA. RefSeq lists its product with no specific name. The coding region runs from base 121 to 1893 and encodes 590 amino acids. The transcript has a single exon. Lineage: Eukaryota; Bacillariophyta; Bacillariophyceae; Surirellales; Neidiaceae. Gene Ontology annotation, biological process: signal transduction. Gene Ontology annotation, molecular function: 3',5'-cyclic-nucleotide phosphodiesterase activity. The record is from RefSeq and is a predicted model, not a curated record.